GUGACCGUACCCCUGCACCAGAGAGGCAGGCAGCAAGGCAGCUACCGGUUGCUAAGGAAGUGCAGGUUGCUAAGGGCUCCCGGAGCGCUGAGUGAGCCGACCGGCGGAAGUGGUUAGAGAGGAGACUUCCGGUUGUCACUCUGCUCUCAGGAUAAACAUGUCUGCCGAGUUCCAGGGUUAUGAGCAGGACUAUGGAGUCCUCACAGCCGAGAUCACUAACAGGAUCGGGAAGAUCCCCAAACUGUCAGGAGAGGAGAAGAAGCAGAUGGUGAUGAACGUGGAGAAGCAGCUGGAGGAGGCCAAGGAGCUGCUCGAGCAAAUGGACCUGGAAGUUCGGGAGAUCCCGGCUCAGAGCAGAGCAAUGUACAGCAGCCGCAUGAGGAGCUACAAGCAAGAGAUGGGCAAGCUGGAGGCCGAUUUUAAAAGGUCACGGAUCGCCUACAGUGACGAAGUGCGGAACGAGCUUCUGGGGGACGAUGGCAGCUCCUCAGAGAGCCAGAGGGCUCAUCUGUUGGAUAACACGGAGAGGCUGGAGAGGUCAUCACGGAGGCUGGAAGCCGGGUACCAGAUAGCCGUGGAGACCGAAUAAAAAUAUUUGAGCAGC
Molecule: messenger RNA, 604 nt
Organism: Bufo gargarizans (Asiatic toad)
Lineage: Eukaryota; Metazoa; Chordata; Amphibia; Anura; Bufonidae
Gene: VTI1A
Product: vesicle transport through interaction with t-SNAREs 1A
Exons: 6
Coding region: 158-589 (143 amino acids)
Biological process (GO): vesicle fusion with Golgi apparatus; intracellular protein transport; retrograde transport, endosome to Golgi
Cellular component (GO): endoplasmic reticulum membrane; SNARE complex; late endosome membrane
Molecular function (GO): SNAP receptor activity; SNARE binding
Source: RefSeq, a predicted model, not a curated record